Messenger RNA from Striga asiatica, 303 nucleotides. NCBI's taxonomy places the organism in Eukaryota, Viridiplantae, Streptophyta, Magnoliopsida, Lamiales, Orobanchaceae. The record is from the annotation of a GenBank genome assembly.
AACCUGGCCCACUGGAAAAAGCCCGAAGAGUUCAGGCCCGAAAGGUUCUUUGAGGAGGAGUCCAAAGUUGAGGCCAAUGGAAAUGACUUCAGGUACUUACCGUUUGGUGUGGGCCGUAGGAGCUGCCCAGGAAUUAUACUCGCGCUCCCGAUUCUUGGGAUUACCAUUGGCCGCCUCGUGCAGAAUUUCGAGCUCCUUCCGCCACCUGGACUGUCGAAGAUCGACACGACUGAGAAGGGGGGGCAAUUUAGUCUGCAUAUAUUGAAACACUCGACGAUUGUUCUGAAGCCGAGGUCGAUUUGA